Aureobasidium subglaciale EXF-2481 is the source of this 1949-nucleotide messenger RNA. RefSeq lists its product as uncharacterized. Bases 87 to 1823 code for a protein of 578 amino acids. The record is from RefSeq and is a predicted model, not a curated record. Gene Ontology annotation, molecular function: 2-oxoglutarate-dependent dioxygenase activity. Lineage: Eukaryota; Fungi; Ascomycota; Dothideomycetes; Dothideales; Saccotheciaceae. The transcript has 2 exons.
AAAGAGGUCGAGCUGGAACAGCCAAUCAGAGGGCGAUAGAUUAGCUCGUCAUCUCCAUAGUUCGGCAAUAAGAAAAGUAUAUCUCCAUGGAGAGGAUCGCGAAAUCCAUCUUGAGCCCGAAGUUCUCGACCAUUUUAUCCACACUCAAUUCAGAAGAAAUGACACGCACAAAGAAGAACAAGCCUGGCGCUAAGCAGAGAGAAGAGAAGGCUGUCAAAGCACAAGUCUUCGAAGGUCCAAAGAUUACAGAUGGAAAGAUUCCUCACACGAAGCUCGGCCAGUCGGAAGAUUUCUAUCAUCAAUUUGUCAAGAAACGUCAACCUGUUGUCCUCCAAGGGAAGCCCGAGGAUCUCGAGUUUGUCACCAAGAAUUGGAGCGAUGUCGAUUAUCUACGCAAAACAGCUGGAGAUGCUCCGGUCAAGGUCGAACCCAUGCACAAGGAGAAGAAGCGCUACGGCACGGAUGUCGAGCGUGUUGAUACCACCUUUGGCGCAUUCCUCGACUCAUUGAAGGAAGAGAAGGACGAAUACGACUAUCUCACCACCCAAUACUCCGACGACGAAGACGACAUGUGCGACAGCGACGACGACGAUGACGAUGGAGAGACCAACGAAGGACAAGACAAUGAGAUCAAGAGCGGCACAUUCCCACAGCCCAUUCGUGCCCUUUUGCGCGAAGAGGUCCCUCUGCGUCCCAACGUGAUGGGCAAUCUCGUUCUUCAACAGAUGAACAUCUGGCUAGGCAAGAGCAAGGCUGGCACUAGCUCUGGUCUCCACCACGACUUCCACGACAACCUCUACAUCCUGCUCAAGGGUCGUAAACGAUUCGUUCUCUAUCCUCCCCCCGCCGUUCAUCACCUCGACACCUAUGGCAAGCCCAAGAAGAUCCACCACAAUGGCUUGAUCGCCUACAAGCAACCUGGCGAAGAUGAGGAGGAGGACAAUGAGGAAGAAGAAGACAAUGAAGCCGACCAGAUCAGAGCUGAUGGUCUCGUUGAGAGAGAUGCCGCUGCACUAAAGGUACAGGCCUUGGAAGAGAAGAUGGACAAGAUCGAGGAAAGCGGCGAGAAGAGCAACCUCGAGAAGGUUCAGAAGGAAUAUGGUGACGCCGUAGAGCGCCUGAUGAGGUACCAGACUGCCGACUUUGGCGAGCUGGGCGAAGACGACUUUGACGAGGUUUCGUCAGAGGAAGAGGAAGACCCCGAGGAGCUCAAAGACCAAGUCUUGCGCGACCGUCCUAGCAAGAAGCGUAAGGCUGAUGGAGAGCUUGACGGCAGAGACGCAAAGACAUCGAAGGCAGGCGCCGAAGAUGACGAGGACUCUGAUGCCAACGACGAUGACUCUGAUGCCGAUCUCCUCGAAGCACUAGAGAGAGCGCAGAAUGGGCAGCUCGACGACCUUGACGACGAUGAAGAUGCCUCCGACAUUGACCUCGAAGAAGCCUUCGCGAACGCACAAGGUGAAGACGUUCCCUCAGAACCUCUUUCCUUCUCCCAGAUCUCUACACAAGAACUGCACUCCCACCUCGGCCUGACUUCACCACAACAGACCUCUGCUGCGCUCGAGAAGGCAGGAAAACCAUACAUCGUGGACCUCAAGGCUGGAGAAAUGCUUUAUUUGCCGACCAGUUGGUUCCAUGAGGUUACUUCAUUUAGCGAUGAGAGCGACGACAACAUUCACAUUGCUUUGAACUACUGGUUCCACCCUCCAGAUGGUUCGUCAGGAAAGUUUGAGCACCCUUAUCAAGACGUUGCUCUCUGGGAGUUCAUGGAGGAGAAGGUGAAGAGCGCCUAUGACAGUCUUGUCGGUGAUAAGGAGGAGUAAGAAUGUGGCUGAGAUACCCCUGACACGAUAUAUUGCAAUCACAAAAAGCAACAACGAGCUGUAGCAAGGCAUAAUUAUAUCUCAUAUCGACAAUCCGACGCAGAGAAUCGCUAGAAAGACGUAUCC